AUGGAUAAAAAUUGUAAUAAUAAUUCUAUCAUAGAAGAUCGAAAGGCAUUUGAAAUUGAUUUAAAAAAGAUCGCUCCUAAUCAUACACAUGAAGCGACAGCCACCGCCUACCGUGGUAUAAUAUUAUACUUGGUUUCUCUAUACCGGCGGUUACAGAAUGCUGCAGUGGUGAAUAAGCUAAUCACGUCGUGUAUAAACCGAAAUAUUACGGUGAUAACACAACACGUUACGACUGCGGCGACAGAGAUUUAUCACAAGUCAGCAUUGCAGUGGUCGGCGGCAAUCACAAUGAAAUUACCUGUCGGCGAUGAGGCCGAGCGUUUGAUUGAUAUUCCAAUGAAACCUACACAAUUUUGUGAAGACCUCUGUGAGUGA
Molecule: messenger RNA, 375 nt
Organism: Rhopalosiphum maidis (corn leaf aphid)
Lineage: Eukaryota; Metazoa; Arthropoda; Insecta; Hemiptera; Aphididae
Exons: 4
Coding region: 1-375 (124 amino acids)
Source: RefSeq, a predicted model, not a curated record